This is a messenger RNA of Aaosphaeria arxii CBS 175.79, 1008 nucleotides long. Its product is annotated as Aldo/keto reductase. The transcript has a single exon. The coding region runs from base 1 to 1008 and encodes 335 amino acids. NCBI's taxonomy places the organism in Eukaryota, Fungi, Ascomycota, Dothideomycetes, Pleosporales. The record is from RefSeq and is a predicted model, not a curated record.
AUGCAAUAUGCUCGACUGGGAACUUCAGGGCUGAAAACAUCCCGUAUAAUCCUCGGAUGCAUGGCUUUUGGCAAUCCAAAGUGGGAAGGGUCACCAUGGACACUCUCGGAGGAUGAAAGCAUGAACGUGAUCAAGCGCGCAUGGGAUCUUGGUAUCAACACCUGGGACACGGCGAACACGUACUCGAAUGGCGAGAGCGAGCGGAUCCUCGGUCGCGCGAUGAAGAAAUUCAACAUACCACGUAGCAAAGUCGUCAUCUUGUCGAAGCUUUACUACCCAGUCAUGGACGACGAUUCGAGGCCUCAACCGCCGGAUUCAUACUCGCAGGAAUUAGUUAAUCAGAUGGGACUGAGUAGGAAGCACAUUUUCGAUGCCGUAGACGCAAGCCUGGAGCGGCUUGGGACGAAUUAUAUCGACGUUUUGCAAUUGCACCGACUGGAUCGAGAUACGCCACCCGAAGAGAUCAUGCGUGCUCUUCAUGAUCUGGUGACGAUGGGUAAAGUAAGGUAUAUUGGCGGUUCGUCAAUGUACACAUGGGAAUUUGCGCGGUUACAAUACACGGCAAAGUUGAACGGUUGGACUCCAUUCACAAGCAUGCAGCCUUUCUAUAACUUGCUUUAUAGAGAGGAAGAGAGGGAGAUGAUACCGUUCUGCAAGUCUCAGGGCAUUGGCGUCAUUCCUUGGUCGCCGCUCGCAAGAGGCUUAUUGGGGAGGCCAGUGAACACACAGACAGAGAGGUCGGAGGCAGAUGCUAAAACAAAGAAAUGGUUCGACGAUGCUAAUCCGGAGAUCAUCAAAAAGGUGGAAGAGCUCGCUGGUAAGAAGGGUUGCAGCAUGGCCAGCGUGGCAACUGCAUGGGUUUUGAAGAAGGGGUGCGCACCGAUUGUAGGUUUGACUAGCGUGCGCCGUGUGGAGCAGAUAUUUGAGUCUUUGACGGUCGAGUUAUCGGACGAGGAAUGUCAGUUCUUGGAGCAAGAAUAUCGUCCACGUGCCGUCCAGGCAAUGUGA